GCUAUAUUGGCCAUGUUUUGCCUUUUCUUGCAGCAAACAGCAGAGGUACAACAUACUAAAUACCCAAUCGGUAGCGCUGACGGUAUUGCAUCAGAGAUGGCAAUCAUCAUGUACUCGGAUGUCGUGGAAACCAUAAUGAACUUCAACGGCCAAGACAACAUCGACGGAGUUCUAGAGACUAUUGAAGGCCUGGUUUACCAACAUGGCGGAUCGACAAGAACCGGUGAUGCACUAGAGAGGGCGGAAUCUAUGCUAGCAGAAUCAUCAUGCGAUUCCCAGGUGCUUGUGGUCAUUACCGACGGACAGUCGAACGCCGGCGUAAAUGUCUGUGAGGCGGCCGCUCGACUUAAGAAUG
Molecule: messenger RNA, 355 nt
Organism: Priapulus caudatus
Lineage: Eukaryota; Metazoa; Priapulida; Priapulimorpha; Priapulimorphida; Priapulidae
Product: cartilage matrix protein-like
Source: RefSeq, a predicted model, not a curated record